Molecule: messenger RNA, 2351 nt
Organism: Ceratotherium simum simum (southern white rhinoceros)
Lineage: Eukaryota; Metazoa; Chordata; Mammalia; Perissodactyla; Rhinocerotidae
Source: RefSeq, a predicted model, not a curated record
GGGGCAGGUGUGGGCUGGGCACCAGGCCCUGGACUCAGGCCACACCGAGGUCUGCCCUUCCACUGCCGGCCACCACCGAGGACGCCAUGAGCCAGUUGGGGUCCGUGAGCUACAGCCCAGGUGCCGCCAAUGGCAGCCUGGGCCGGUCUGACGGUGUGGCAAAGAUGAGUGCCAAGGACCUGUUUGAACAGAGGAAGAAGUAUUCCAACUCCAACGUCAUCAUGCAUGAGACUUCCCAGUACCACGUCCAGCACUUGGCCACGUUCAUCAUGGACAAGAGUGAGGCCAUCGUGUCUGUGGACGACGCCAUCCGGAAGCUGGUGCAGCUGAGCUCCAAGGAGAAGAUCUGGACGCAGGAGAUGCUGCUGCAGGUCAACGACAAGUCGCUGCGGCUGCUGGACGUGGAGACCCAGGAGGAGCUGGAGAACUUCCCGCUGCCCACCGUGCGGCACAGCCAGACGGUGCUGAACCAGCUGCGCUACCCGUCCGUGCUGCUGCUCGUGUGCCAGGACUCGGAGCAGAACAAGCCCGACAUCCACUUCUUCCACUGCGACGAGGUGGAGGCCGAGCUGGUGCACGAGGACAUCGAGAGCGCGCUGGCCGACUGCCGGCUGGGGAAGAAGAUGCGGCCGCAGACCCUGAAGGGCCACCAGGAGAAGAUCCGGCAGCGGCUGUCGGUCCUGCCUCCCCCGCAGGGCCCGGCCCCCAUCCCCUUCCAGCGCCACGGCGGGGACUCCCCUUCCCCCAAGAACCGAGUGGGCCUGCCGCUGCCGCUCAGCGAGCCAAGCUUCCGCCGUCGGGAGUCUCAGGACGAGGAGCCGCGGGCCCUGCUGGCUCAGAAGAUAGAGAAGGAGACGCAAAUCCUCAACUGCGCCCUGGACGACAUCGAGUGGUUCGUGGCUCGGCUGCACAAGGCGUCCGAGGCUUUCAAGCAGCUGAACCAGCGCAAGAAGGGGAAGAAGAAGGGGAAGAAGGGGCCAGCAGAGGGCGUCCUCACGCUGCGGGCACGGCCCCCCUCCGAGGCUGAGUUUGUGGACUGUUUCCAGAAAAUCAAGCUGGCCAUCAACCUGCUUGCCAAGCUGCAGAAACACAUCCAGAACCCGAGUGCGGCAGAACUCGUGCACUUCCUCUUCGGGCCUCUGGACCUGAUCGUCAGCACCUGUGGUGGCCCCAACAUCGCACACUCCGUGUCCAGCCCCCUGCUCUCCCGAGAGGCCGUGGGCUUCCUGCGCGGCCACCUGGUCCCCAAGGAGAUGGCACUGUGGGAGUCACUGGGGGAGACCUGGACACGCCCCCGCUCCGAGUGGCCACGGGAGCCGCAGGUGCCUCUCUACGUGCCCAAGUUCCGCAACAGCUGGGAGCCCCCCCUGGACGUGCUGCAGGAGGCUCCCUGGGAAGUAGAGGGGCUGGCGUCCGCCCCCAGUGACGAGCCCACUCCAGUGAGCCGACAGUCCUUUCGAAACUCCCAGAAACACGGCUUCAUACCUGAGCCCACAUCCCCGGGAGAUGUCAGCCCCCCACAUUCUCACAGGGGCUACGCGCCCGCACCAGCCAUGGCCAAGUACGUCCGCGUGCUCUAUGACUUCACGGCCCGCAAUGCCACCGAGUUGUCCGUGCUCAAGGACGAGGUCCUGGAGGUGCUGGAUGACGGCCACCAGUGGUGGAAGCUUCGCAAUCGCAGCGGCCAGGCGGGCUAUGUGCCCUGCAACAUCCUGGACGAGACCCGGCUGGAGGACGCCCCCCUGGAGCAGGCCGGUCUGAAAUACUGGGGUCCUGCCAGUCCGACCCACAAGCUGCCCCCAAGCUUCGCUGGGAACAAAGAUGAGCUGAUCCACCAUAUGGACGAGGUCAACGACGAGCUCAUCAAGAAGAUCAGCCACAUCAAGGCGCAGCCGCCACGGCCCUUCCGCAUGGAGCGCACCCAGCCCGUGAGCCUGCCGCUCACCUACGAGUCAGGCCCUGAUGAGGUCCGCGCCUGGCUGGAGGCCAAGGCCUUCAGCGCCCGGAUCGUGGAGAACCUGGGCAUCCUGACGGGACCCCAGCUCUUCUCGCUCAACAAAGACGAGCUGAAGAAGGUGUGCGGGGAGGAGGGCAACCGCGUGUACAGCCAGCUCACCGUGCAGAAGGCCUUCCUGGAGAAGCAGCAAGGCGGGUCGGAGCUGGAGGAACUCAUGAACAAGUUCCAUUCCAAGAACCAGAGAAGGAUGGAGGAGAGCUAGACCCGGCCGGAGGGGCCCAGCGCCCGCGGCUGGGGGAGGCGCGCGUGCGGAGGGGCCCACCCCCAGCGCCUGGAGUAUUAUUUUUGUAUGUGUAUGUAUUUUGUACCAUGGACACAGGAUGGAGUGUGGUGC